CGUACUAGUAUAUUAACAAAAAAACAAAACCAGUAUCUUCUAUCGUGGUUUAAAUUAAACGGCCAAAUUCGUUUAAAACCCAAAAUACUAAUAAAAAACUCUGAAAAAUAAUCACGAUUCACGAGCGACAGGAAACACACACAACAAGAUCCAAUAUUGUUUAUGUUUUUUGUUCUUCGAAAGUAAACGAACGGCACAGUAAUCUCUAAACGUCGUUUUGAAAUCCAACCCACAUUUCAAAAGCUAUUCCGCGUUAUAAAAUCUUCUUCCAAACAAAUCCUAAUUAUCCUCAUUCAGAUCUCGCCGUUGGUGCGGAAUCUGAAGGUUGAGGUAGAUUGCACCGCCCUUGAAAAUGGAUCAGUUGUCGGCGAUCAGCGAGGAUCUGGCGGAGAUCGACGGACGCGUCGCCGACAAUUUCCGCGCUCUAUCAAAUGGAUUUCAGAAACUGGAGAAGAUUAAGGAUUCGAGUAGGCAGAGCAGACAAUUGGAAGAGCUCACGGAGAAAAUGCGAGAGAGUAAAGGGCUUAUUAAAGAGUUCGAUAAAGAGGUCAAAGCUUUGGAGUCUAGAUUUGACAGAGAAACUAACAAAUAUUUGACUGAGAAAAAGCAGUCAAUGAUCAAAGAGUUGAAUUCAUAUGUUGCUUUGAAGAAACAAUAUGCUACAAAUAUUGAGAAUAAGCGAAUUGAACUCUUUGAGGGGCCCAGUGAAGGUUACACAGAAGAAAAUGUCUUGCUAGCUUCUGCAAUGUCAAAUGAACAGCUAAUGGAUCAAGGGAAUCGGAUGAUGGAUGACACGGAUCAAGCCAUUGAGAGGGGAAAAAGGAUUGUUCAAGACACAGUUAAUGUUGGUACCGAGACUGCAGCAGCUCUUAAGGCUCAGACGGAACAAAUGAGCAGAGUUGUGAAUGAGUUGGAUUCUAUCCAUUUCUCUAUAAAGAAAGCAUCUAAGUUGGUCAAGGAAAUCGGUAGGCAGGUUGCUACUGACAAGUGUAUUAUGGCAUUGCUUUUCCUCAUUGUCAUUGGAGUAAUUGCUAUCAUUAUUGUAAAGCUUGUUCAUCCAGGCAACAAGGACAUACGCGACAUUCCAGGAUUAGCUCCUCCUGUCAUGAACAACAGAAGACUGCUUUGGAAUCACAGUUGAUGGCUUAAAGUGAAUUUUUUGAUGAACUUAGACAAGUGACAAUUGCUUUGGGAACACACAAGGAUUAAAAUGAACAUAUUGAUGAGGUUGUCAAAUUGAUUUUGUGUCGUGCUCUUUGGUUUGUUGGCGAUGACAAGGAUGCAAGCUGUUGUUCGAAUCAAUGUUGCCAAUAGUUGUGUUGUUAGAUAAUACUAGUUGAUUGGUUAGUUGACCUGAAGCAUGAUGGAACAUUGGUCUAAGCCUGUAUGUACCUUUGAUUGUUUUUCUUGAACUGCACAAUUUUUACUCCACAGAUUUGAUCAGAGUCAUAUUGUAAUAUACGCUGGCUUUAUAUUUUUCUAUGUACCAUUUAUAGUCCUUAAAAAAAACUACUUUGACAUCAUAAA
Lathyrus oleraceus (garden pea) is the source of this 1527-nucleotide messenger RNA. Its product is annotated as novel plant SNARE 11. Gene Ontology annotation, molecular function: SNARE binding; SNAP receptor activity. Bases 353 to 1141 code for a protein of 262 amino acids. NCBI's taxonomy places the organism in Eukaryota, Viridiplantae, Streptophyta, Magnoliopsida, Fabales, Fabaceae. Gene Ontology annotation, biological process: vesicle fusion. Gene Ontology annotation, cellular component: Golgi apparatus; SNARE complex; late endosome membrane. The record is from RefSeq and is a predicted model, not a curated record. The transcript has 10 exons.